GGCCGACCCGGCGGCCGCAGAGGCUCCUGGGACGGCAAUGGCCGCGCCGGAGCCGGGACGGUGCGCCUACUUCGUGGAGAGGAAGAAGCGGUUCUGCAGGAUGGUGCCGGCUUCCGGGCGCCGCUUCUGCGGGGAGCACGGGCAGCAGGAGAAAGAAAAUGAUAGAAAAAGGAUCCCGUGCCCUCUUGAUCCAAAACACACUGUAUACGAAGACCAACUACAAAAGCAUUUAAAAAAGUGUAAUUCAAGAGAGAAGCCAAAGCCAGUCUACUUUGUUCAAGAUAUUAAUGCAGGUUUAAAAGAUGUAGCAGAAAUACCAGAAAUACAAAUACCUAUCUCUUCUCUAUCUAAAGAAGAACUGGGGGCCUUAAUUACCAAGUUGAAAAAAGCAAGUAAUGGCUUGGAACUUCACCUUAAAGAACAAAUACUGACCCAUCAGUCUUUACAAGAAGCCCUAAAUGACCCAAAGAAUGGAGAAUCUGCUUUCAAACACUUGAAACAACAGGCUUCUAUUUUAGGUAACAUGGAAAAAUUACAUUUGCUUGGUCCAGGAAGAUGUUUUGUUGAGUUUGGAGCUGGGCGAGGAAAGCUGUCUCAUUGGGUGGACAUUGCCUUGCAAAAUGCUGAAAACGUUCAGUUUUUGCUUGUGGAAAGAGCAACUACAAGAUUCAAGGUGGAUGGAAAACAUAAAAGGAGAGAUUCCAUAUUUGAAAGGCUUCAAGUUGACAUUCAACACUUAUGCUUAAAUAAGGUACCUAUUUUAGAGGAAAAAAAACUACCUGUGGUAGGAAUUGGGAAGCAUUUGUGUGGUGCUGCCACAGAUCUUGCUUUGAGAUGUUUGGUUGAAAGUUACACAACUUGCUGUGAUGGAGAAAAUGAAGAGCCUGAACCAAAACGCUCUAAGAGCGAUAAGAUAGAGGUGGUUUCCAGCAGUUCUAUUGAUAAAGAAAGGAACAAAAAGGAUACAUUAGAAAACUCUCCUAAGCCUGUAGCUGGAAUCGUUAUUGCAUUAUGUUGCCAUCACAGGUGUGACUGGACACAUUAUGUAGGCAGAGAGUUCUUUAAAUCAGUAGGACUUGGUCCAGUAGAAUUUCAUUAUUACCAGAGAAUGAGCAGCUGGGCCACUUGUGGCAUGCAAGAAAGCAUAACCAAAGCCUCUAAGAAUGAAGAGAGUGAAGAUCAAACUCACAACACAGAAGAGCAUGACCAAGCAUACAGUAAAACAGAGGGCAGUUCUGAUACUCUGCAACGGCUACUUACUGUUGAAGAGCGAAAGGAGAUAGGUUGCCUCUGUAAACUGUUGAUUGACCAUGGACGGAUUGAAUAUUUACAACAAAGAGGAUAUAAGGCUGCAUUACAGCAUUAUACAGAGCCUGCUGUGUCCUUGGAGAAUGUACUAUUGACAGCUGUCCCAAUGCAGUAGAGCCAGCUACGUGAUAGGAAGUAGAUUUGGAAUUGGUAGAAAACAAAUUACAAAGUUUACUGGAUUAUUAAAAACAUACUCACACAUUCAGUGCUUACAGGAAACCCGAUCAAGUCUUUCCUGAAGCCAGGAAAAGGUGUUAAAUUUCCCAGUUUCACUGGGAAUUGCAACUUUGCAACCCAGUUCUCAUCAAUGGGAAAAUACUUGAAUACUUGAAAUUUCUUGUAGAACCCGUUGUUAGGAAGAAGUGUAUUUGAUACUUUCUUCCAAUUCAUGGUUACAUUCUUUAUUCAAUAGCAUUUGUGGUAGAAGAAGGAUCAACAGUGCAACUUUCCAGAUUUUCUGAAAAACAAAUGGGUUAAAAAUAAAGAGGAGUUAAAAUAUUUAUUUUGCUUCCAAUUUGAAGUUCAGGAAAGCUAUGUAUUUCCUCUUUAAAUUAUUUAAAUGUGCCUAGAUACUUAUUGCAUAAGCUCAUGCUACUAAGGAAAUCUGUUAAGGAAGAAAACUUAUUAGAAACUGGCAGUCAUCUUGACAAGGGAUGCUAAUUUUAUGCUAAUAAAAAUGUUUUUAAAUAAUAAAUUUGCUAAUUUUAACUUACAUUUAUGAAAUAUUGUUAAAGACAAACUGUUUUAGAUAGAGUUCUAAAAUCAAAAGCAUUUUAGUCAUUCAUUUUUUAAACCAUGAUGUAGAGAGCGAAGAUGAUAGAAAAAACUUUCUAUCUUCAGCAAGUGAAGUUCUCUGCAAGUAACAAAGCUGCCACUUGCAUAUCUGUUCCAAAGUGCUCAUUUUCAUCUGUUACUGCAACCUUUGAACAUGGAAAGAAGUUUAAUGUAGCUGUUAUCUUGGGGAUUACUAGAAGCAUUGUUUUUGUCAUAGCGAUUUGGAAGUGGUUUUUUGUUUGUUUGUUUUUAAUUGACUGAAUUUUCUGUCAGAGACAGACCUAAAAUGACCUGCUUUGCCAGGGGCUUUUAAAGGAGCAUUCCUGCCCUCAAUACAAACCUGUUAAACCUGUUCGCAGAUUUAGGGAAAAUGUAUUUAUUAAGAAGAUUCUUCAUGUUUCAUUUUUAUAUGUAUUCUUUUUUUUAUCCAGUUUAUGCUUCCCUUCCUCACUGUAUUCUAUAGGGAUUAGAAUUAAUAAAAACAUCAUACCUGCUUUCUUUAGUGAUUCCUGAAUAUACAAGUGCAUGAAUUCAAUGCCAAACUUUUCCCGUUCCUCCUCCUCUUCUGCAUCCUCACAUGGAGGGAGUGUUAUCUCCAACUCCAGUGGGUUGUCUCUGAAGUUGACAAACCUGACAAUUCAUCAGAAAGAGUUACUCUUGCAGUUGGUUUUGUUCAGAGAGAACAACUCUUUUGAAAUUGAAUUAAGAUUUAUUAAAUAGCAUUUUUGAACAAAAUAAAAUAAUUUUAAUGGUAAU
Molecule: messenger RNA, 2838 nt
Organism: Rhea pennata
Lineage: Eukaryota; Metazoa; Chordata; Aves; Rheiformes; Rheidae
Gene: TRMT13
Product: tRNA methyltransferase 13 homolog
Exons: 11
Coding region: 38-1423 (461 amino acids)
Biological process (GO): tRNA methylation
Source: RefSeq, a predicted model, not a curated record